This is a messenger RNA of Galdieria sulphuraria, 1977 nucleotides long. RefSeq lists its product as uncharacterized. The transcript has a single exon. Bases 772 to 1908 code for a protein of 378 amino acids. The record is from RefSeq and is a predicted model, not a curated record. Lineage: Eukaryota; Rhodophyta; Bangiophyceae; Galdieriales; Galdieriaceae.
UCAACUUGACUUUUGGCCCAAUAAAAGGAAGCCUCCUUGGGUUUAUUAAGAACAAAAUGUCAAGUUUCUAUACUUCCCGAGGUCAAGUGGAACUAUUCACGAUCAGUACUUGAAUAGUUAACGAGUUUACUUGCAAAUAUCAUCUGCUUCUCUCCAUGAGUUGAUGUUAAGUUGAUCAAGUUAAAAUGUUGGUUUCAUAUUUCUUAAAGAAGAAUUUCUUGUACUUAAGCAGCAUUUCCUUCGAAUGAAAACAUUGUUCUCUGGUUGAAAAAUGGCUCUUAUGAGAGAAAACCAAACUCUUUGGAGAGAGUGUAGAUAAUAGAAAAAAAUUUUCAUACUGUGUUUGAAGGAGCUAUAAAAGAGACAUUCAAACUGCUUCAAGUGGUGACUAUCUUUAAGAACUUCAUUUUUCUACGUGCCUUGGGAACUUUACCAAACUAAUAUGACGGUUUCGUUAUCCCAUACUGGAUCAUAGAGCUAAGUAGCUUUGCACUUCUUUUUAUCAGGUCGCUCCAGUUUGAAUUGAAACCAACGAUUCGUCACCAAUUCAACAGUGACAAUCCUAUUACAUCUAUUCACUUAGACAUACUAUUUUUAGCAUCGUUUCAUCGAGGGAUUCAACACGUGGCUCCAUGUUUCCCUGUACUCUCAUUCCACCUUCUUGUCGUCAUUGGCGUUCACCUGAGAAAAAAUUCUAAAGUCUAAAAGACAAGGGACAAAUCAUUGCCUUUAAAAGAUGCAGAGCUUUUCAAAAUCCUUACUUUCAAAGACAUGACGAAGUGGUCAAAAGAGCUCUUCUCUAUUUUCCUCCUCAUAAGUAUAUGGAAUGGCGUCACUCUAGCUUUUCAAAAGUUUCCACAUACUCCUGCUGCUACUCGUCUCCCUUUAGUAGUAGUUACCAAUAGCACUAACCCAUCAGAAGGAGACUUUGGACCAUUUACCUUCAAUACAAGUACCUACGGUAUUCAAGAAGCUAUCGAUUUUGUGUUUCACAAUGGAGGAGGAAGGAUAAUAUUAAAGAAUGGAAUAUACAAACUGAAUGGUUCCACCAACCUCUUGCCAUUGGAUAGCAGUAGUACAGAUCGUGCUGCAUUGAUUCGAAUACCAUAUCCAAAGAGUGACUUCCAAUAUGUACCACUGACCAUUGAAGGAGAGGGUAAUGUCUGGAACUAUCAAGAAGGCAACUUGGGAACCACAAAACCUCCAACUGAUGGUGUCAUCAUUCAAGUUGUAGGGAAUAAUACCUCAGUGAAGAAACCUGCUGUUAUUGGAAUUCAGAUGCCUCCUUAUGGUGGCAGCACCUAUGGCUUUCGAAAUCAGGUUAUUCUAUCUUUGGGAUAUAUCACUGUCCGUGUACCUGCAAAUUCUUACUGGGGUGCAUACGACCUUUAUUAUGGCACAAGUGUGGAUGUUCAUCAUGCUGCUGCAGAUAUGGAUGCUCCUACCGCUGACAUACCGGAGCCACUGUUCCCUUCGAUGAUUGCUUUGCAACUCCCGGAGGUUGGAAGUUAUGGUCCAUCUAUUGUUAAUGGUUUCUUUGCGGUUGGUUAUUACGGAGGAAUCUUAACGAGCAGCCACGCUUCCUUAAGAGCAAUUUUCAUCCAGUCUUGCAAAAACGGUUUCUUGACGGAGACAAAUGCCAAUCACCAAAACUAUAUCGCAGAUCUUCUUAUCCAAUGGUGUCCGAUCGGUAUUAAUAUGAGUCACGUCCAGUAUUAUUAUAUAGCAAGUUAUGACGCUGAACAGACUGUCACUUCACCUGCACAAAAGUCCUGGCAAAAGCAUAUUAACGAUAUUGAGUUUUCCGCUCCAGGUUCUGUAGUCAUCGGCCACGCCCACGCUGUUGGUUCCCCAGGAAAACUGACUACGAACAAUAGUACACUCCUCAAUAUUAUUUCGUCUUCUUAGUUUUAUAAUCUGUUUGUCUUUUUUCCAUAAAGUUCAUGUUGGUUCCUCCAUAAAGAAGAUUCAAAAAAA